Aspergillus wentii DTO 134E9 is the source of this 333-nucleotide messenger RNA. RefSeq lists its product as uncharacterized. The transcript has 2 exons. The record is from RefSeq and is a predicted model, not a curated record. Bases 1 to 333 code for a protein of 110 amino acids. NCBI's taxonomy places the organism in Eukaryota, Fungi, Ascomycota, Eurotiomycetes, Eurotiales, Aspergillaceae.
AUGCUUCACUCAACCCAAGACGUGGACGACAUCACCGCCCGAGUCCAGAAAGCAGGCCCAAAACUCGUCGUCGUCAGCUUCACCGACGACAUUUCCUCUCCCUCCCUUCUACUGAGCGAUCUGGUGCAGCUACUGGAUGAAUGCUACUAUCACGACAACGUGCUCUUCAUCACGGUCGACUGCGACAAUGCAGUAAAAAAGAUUAUGAGCAGAAAGUACCGGCUUGCCGAUUUUCCCAUGUCGGUGUUUUAUAAGAAUGAGCAUGAAGUUGGGCGGAUUGAUGCGAUUGGGAUUGCGGAUAGGUUGCCGAAGAUGAUUCAUAAAUAUAAAUAG